Talpa occidentalis (Iberian mole) is the source of this 11374-nucleotide messenger RNA. It is a transcript of the gene GPRIN3, whose product is annotated as GPRIN family member 3. Gene Ontology annotation, biological process: neuron projection development. Gene Ontology annotation, cellular component: plasma membrane. The transcript is spliced from 2 exons. Lineage: Eukaryota; Metazoa; Chordata; Mammalia; Eulipotyphla; Talpidae. The record is from RefSeq and is a predicted model, not a curated record. Bases 415 to 2760 code for a protein of 781 amino acids.
AACUCCCACCUCCUGUUUGGCUGUGUGCCAGGCGGCAGCAGCGCUGCAGCCCCGUGGUAGGGCGGCCCCCGCGGUCUCCGCCCGGCUUCUGCGCGAUGCCUCUGCUCUUUGCAUAGUAAUUUCAGUUCCUGCAAGCACACUGCUCGUUCCCGGAACGGGUCUGGAGAGGACCGCUGCUCACUAGUCAGCCGAAGCCCUCGGUGUGGCCCCGAGAGACGCAGCCUGAGAUGAGAGACGGGAAGCCCCCGCCGCAGCGCAGGCAGCGGCCCCGCGGCGCUGGGGAAAGCCUGGCGACAGCAGAUUGAUCCUUCAAAGGAAUCAGCCCUGACUGUGUCUACGCUCUAAGAUAAGACUCCAUCCCAGAGGGAGCACGACUCAGGGGAGAGUUCAGAGGUUUUCCUCAAGAGAAAUUCCAUGGGGACUGUACCUGAUCCUCUGAGAUCAGCUACAACUUUCCUGAUUGAAGCUUCUGGAAAAGAAGAGGACCUAGGAGAGGAGAAGUCAGCUUCACCGCAACCUGGACCAGCCCUCCUGUGUAAAAACACCAAUGGCUUUUCCCACUCUUUUGCACAAAAAGACCUUAGUCCCAGAGCAGCUGACAAGACCCUGAUGCAGGUCUGUGAGCAUGAGACCACUCAGCUAGACAUGUCCUCUCCUGGCAUCUUCAAUGAGGUGGAGAAAGCAUCUCCCACACUCAACUCUCCCUGCAAUACUCAAUUAACAGAAAACAGUGGACCCACAGCACCAACCCCGUGCUCUGCAGCAGGAAGGGAUCUUACACAAGCAGCAUUUACAAUGCCAGCCAACCAACACAUCCACCAGGCCAGUCCGGGGGACCAGCCCAAUGCCAGUCCUUUAGCAGGACCUGAAGCCACGCUGGUAAGUUCACAGAGAACCUCAGAUGGAGAUCAGUCUGAGAAAUCAAGCUGUCCUGCAGGAGGCAUCAAGAAUAGCAGCAAUGACGGAGUGCUCUGUGAGUUUUCUUCUCAAGAAACUGUCCAAGAAAUGGUGCAGACUGUUAAUAUAGCAGCCAAGGAGUCUGAUUGUGGUGAUGCCUCCUCUCCCAUAGGCAAACCUGAAGGGGAAAGGCAGCAAGCCAUCUGUGACUCACAGACAAAGCGCUGUGAAUCCCCAGCAAAAGAAGAUGAAUGUUCAGGGAACAAGCAGCUCUCUGCCACUGCCUCAGAUACCCAGAUCAUGACGCCUCAGCCACCCCACCUCCCUAGCAAAAAUUGCAUGUUUCCUUCAGAUCCCGACAAGGUGCUGCUGCCAGCACAGCAGCAGGUGUCAAAGUUCAAAGAAGCAAGUACAAUGACCAACCAAGUUGAAAGUGAGCCCCAGGACAUGCCCGGCAGGGCUCGGCAAGAUGCUGAAGUGCAGGCCGUGGCAAGUGUCGAGAGCAGGAGUGUCUCCACCAGCCCCAGCAUCCUUGCUGCUUUCUUAAAGAAAAUCCCUGCUGCUGGGCAUUUAGAACAACAAGAACAGCUGCAUGUCAUUUGCCACGGCAGCAGAAGCGGGGUUCACUUGUUGGAGCUGUCAGACAACACGCAGGCCCUCCAGGAGCCAGGUCAGUAUCCUGGCAUCAUGCCAGAGGCCCAGGCCCAAGCAGCUGCAGCUGUUUCCUCAGCUUUUCAAGGGGAAGGUAAAUCAGUGAGCCUACCAGCUGAGGUCCUUAAAACUUCAUCAGUCAAGAUGGCAUCCACUAAUACUCAGGAUGCAUGUAAAGAGAAUGGGAGGUCAGCAGGAAUGGCUCCCGCAAGGGAAGAGCCCACCUCUAGACAGCUCUACAGUGUGAAUUCUGUCUCCCUGGAAGCUGGCCCUGUUGACCAGAUUUCUAUCAGUGCAGACAGUCGAGCUGAAACGAGUAAUGACUUAGGGAAAUUUGAAACCAAGUCAUCUGAGUUUGCAGUGAAAACCAAAAAUGGCCUCAAAACAGAUCCAGAUUGCAAACUCCCUGACUCUUGUGGCCCUGCCAGCAAAGCUGACCAGUCUGAGCGCUUAGAGACCACACUCAAAGAAGAGGCAAUGGAGAAGAAACCUGCGUCUCCUCAGCUAGUGAAAGAGCAAGAACCCUGUGGCACUGAUAGUCCCCAUAUCAGUGCAAGUGGGGAGGCCAAACCCCUCCUGCUCAAUCCUAACUCUCAGGAAAGCAGGGGCACCGGAUCAACUGCACCCUCCCCAGUUAGAAAGAACCAGGAGGGCGCUGUAGAAGAAAACAGACAGACCAAGACAGCCGCCAGCCUGAACCUGCCGUCUGACUCCAUGGGUGACUCCAGCCCGGGUUCUGGCAAGAGGACCCCUUCGCGCUCAGUCAAAGCCAGCCCGCGCCGGGCCAGCCGUGUCAGCGAGUUCCUCAAGGAGCAAAAGCUAAACGUGACAGCAGCUGCGGCUCAGGUGGGACUUACUCCAGGAGAGAAGAAAAAGCAAAUGGGCUCCGACUCCAAGCUGCAUUUGAAACAGUCCAAGCGUGUCAGGGACGUCAAGUGGGACGAGCAGGGCAUGACCUGGGAAGUGUACGGUGCAUCGCUGGACGCAGAGUCCUUGGGUAUCGCCAUCCAGAACCAUUUACAAAGACAAAUCAGGGAACAUGAGAAAUUAAUCAAAGCUCAAAAUGGCCAGACCCGAAGAUCCAUUUCUUCGGAUACUUCAUCAAAUAAAAAGCUCAAAGGAAGGCAGCACAGUGUUUUCCAGUCCAUGCUGCAGAACUUUCGGCGCCCCAACUGCUGUGUUCGACCUGCCCCUUCUUCCGUGUUAGAUUGAAGGGAGCUCCUGUAUAUAUUUGAUUAGUAAGUGCCCGUCUAUGUCAAAGUGUAAUUAGAUUUUUCUGAGACAUGAGGAAGAGAAAACAAGUAAUAACUCUAGAAACGUCUAUUGAGAAUUGUGGGGUCCUUCGGGGGCUCCAUAAAUAAAAAUAUUUCAAUUCAGGAAAACACAGAAAAGAAGUAAACUUUACUAAAAGUUUCUGACCUUAAUUAAGAGGGAUAAUAUUCCCUGAGUUUUUUUUUUUUAAUAUGAUAUUGCUUAUAAAACUAGCAUUAUCAUUUUACAUGUUAUUUUGUAUCACUGCCUCAAUUUAUCAACUAAGGUAUUCCCAUUAAAAUCUCUGCUUUAUAUUUAUUACAAAUAGCAAAAACACUGUUAGCAAAAACACUUAUGAUUUCUAGUCCUAUUGCAAUAAGAAUGCUGUUACCACAGAAAACUCAAAUAGCUGAUAAGAACUAUAAUGUAAAAAUGGAAACUAAUUGAACUUGUUCCUAGACCAGGUGAUAUUAAAUAAAAGCAUUUAAAUGCAUAAAACACUAAAUAGGAAUUAAUGUUUCUAAACACCUACAUAUAACCCUUUCUUAUAAGCCCCGUUAUACCUGUUAAUAAAUGUAAGAAAGUUAAAUUAGAAAACUUAGCUAAGCUUUUGAGUAUACUGCCCACAGAAAAUAUGAAUUUAUGUAUACACAGAUAUUCUUGCACUGAAUGCAAGGUACAGUUCUGUGAUUCUGACUAGAUUAAAUUCAUAUUCUCUUACCCUAGAGGAAGUACAUGCUGCUGAAUCCUUAAAAAGUAAUCAAAUUAUUGAUAUUACUAAAUUCUGUGUUGUACAUGUGUUCUCCCAAAACAGUCUACUGAGAAUAUUACAUGUCUGGUAAGGAAUUAUAAAUAGCCAAUUCCAAACACUCUUAUUUCUAAGUUGAAAAAAAGAAAGCCUCAUGAGUAACAAAAGCAGUAUGUUUAAUUUGGACUCCUGUAAAUAGGAUGCAGUUUGUGUUUUUCUUUUGAUUUGGUUCACUAGCUCCUAAUAGAAAAUAUAGCCAGCACCAAAUAGAAUACAAGCUUCCUUAUAGAUUUUGUACAUAAAGUUAUCUAAUUGCUUCUAUUUAUAAUCUAUAGUAAAAGCAUAGCCUCUGCGAAUAUAUUGAUUUUAAGAGAUACCAUCAUUUCUUAUCCUUUAAACCCAAUAAAAGAACAGUUUGAGCUGUGGGUAGACAAUGGCCGCUGAGAACAUAGAUACCUGUUGGAGUUCAGCCCUCAUCUGUCUCCACAAGAGGAGUCUGUCCUUGUUACCCACGAGUGUCUUUCAGGGUACUGGGCUGGAAUGACCAGUAUGAAUGUGGGAAGACUCCCCUUCCUGGAUUCUUUGUAGGAAGGGGAUUCUUUGUAGGAAGAGUGCUGGUCUCUGCCUAGCAUUUAGGAAAUUGUACUAUUAGAUGUGGGAGGGUUACUGAUUCAUUCUCUGAACUCACUUCCCUUGCUGAGCCAGUAAAUAGUGGCUUGCCAUGUAGUCUCUCUCCAAAAAUGCAUAAAUACCACUUAAGCAGUACAUUCACAUUUUCUGCUUUGAUUUUUUUUUCAUUUUAAUUCUCUUUUGCAGAUUUUGAACAUAUGUGGGAAAGAUCUGAACUUUAAUACCAUAAGCUACUUGGGGGCACAACCUAAAUUAGUAAAUAGCCAUUGAUUUAUUUCAAAAUUAAGAGAAUUAUUGGACUAUAUGUGAAACCCUUAUAAAUGGGCCAUGGUCUACUUUAUAGAGCCAGAGUUGCUAACUAUAGUCAUACACUUGGAGCUUAGAAUGAAUUUUUUAAUAAGGCACAUUUUUCAGUUUCUUACCUACUGACCUCUCUUAAGACUAUUAUAAAAUAGAAAUGAUCAAAUUAGCAAUAAGUUACUAUUAAUGAUUAGGGAUUUGAUCUAAAACCUGGCCUUCAGUAUCAUUUGUAGUGGCAGUGAUGUCACUUCUGUGGAAGAUACCUUUGCCAAAAUGUAAUCUCUUUCCUCUCCCUACUCACACAUUGGCAUACAUGUUGUGUAUAUUACAAAGAACACCCUGUGUACACAGUAGCAGCUGUCAACAGUACCCACUCCAGAUGGGUGGGCCCCAGGUAAUCCCUUGCCAUGAGGUGGCUAGAACAGGUUGUCCCCGCAUAAAAUAGGAAAAAAGGAAGAAUUCAGCAUGUGGCAAUAAUAUUUAUUUUCAUUAGUUUGGAGUAAAUCCAUGAUUUAUAAAUAGUUAUAUGAAACAGAGACCUAAGAUCAUUGUAGGCAUUUAUCACACAUCAAAUAAAUUAAUAAAGGUAAUUAAGUUAAAUUCAAUAAAUUAAAACUAAAUUCAAUAUUAUAGUUGUGCAAUUUGAGAAAACUAUUAUAAAACUUGAUAUUGAUGUAGCAAACUUCAAAUGAUUUUCCUUGAUGCUGGAACUAAUCUUUAUUCUUAAUCUUAAAGUCUUUUAUUUUUCAUCUUUUCUUCCAGCACACUCUAGAGGUUGUCACAAAAGCUUUCUCAUUUUUUGUUUAUUGAAACUUACAGAAUGCACAGCUUUUUAAAGCAGUACCACCAAUAGAUAUUGAAUGAAUAAAUAAGUUUGGGAGCCUUUUCAAGGGAGCAGUGUUUUUGUAUUUGGAUGCCCUAAGUCCUCUCACAACAAAACCUUUAUUUGACAUGCUUCCAUCACUGUGAUCUAUGAUACACACAGACAUUCAUUCAGUACAUUAUUUGUUAACUGCUUAGGCUCAUUCAAAAAUGAAGUUGCACAACAUUUUUCCUGGCAGACUCUUCAAACUAAUUCAACUGUUCCUUACCUUGCCAUCAAGUUAUACUUGAGGUGAAAGUUGUUUUUUCCCUUGGUGUCUUUUAGGUUUGUUUCUGGUUCUUUUUAAUGCAUUUUAGUUGUUGAAAUAUUUUAUCAAGUAAAUAAAUAUGUUUCUGAAACCAGUAGUAUAAGAGAUGAGUUAGAUUCAUAAUGUUUACUAGAUAAUGACACAUUUAAAAUGUUAACAUGCUAUAAGGUGAAUGUUGGAAUUUUUAAUUUGAUUAUUGGUUUUGGUUUUAUGACCAUAAGAAAAAUGUCAUUGCUUCGGCUGUCAUGUUUAUCUUCUGUGCUUUUCUCAAUAUGUCUUUCUGGAUUGUUGGCUCCGAUACCACAGACCAACUACUCUACACACAGUAAAAUCUUUUUUAUAUAGAUUUUUUUUAUUUAUUUAUGCAUGCAAGAACUGGGGUACAGGCCAGAGUUGCAGGGGAGGUGAGAGGAUUCACCAGAGAGAAUGGGGAGCAGAAAAGGCAGAUCUACUGAGAUACACUGCUGAGGGGAGCAGUGGGCACCACAGGAGAGGUCUACUGCGCCACCAGGGAAGCCCCCCCACAUAGUAAAAUCUUAAUUAACCUUUGUGUCUUAGAUCAGUGACAGAAGAUGAACAUUUUGUUAGGUGAAAGUUACCCAGAAAUAUAUUUGUUGACAUCAUUUUAAAUGUCAUUAUAAAUGAGAUUUUUGUAAACUACAUCAGUAUGCUUCCCUACUUUGAUAAGUUCAUCUAUAUUGAAUAUAACUUGAUUUUUGAUGAUUCUUGAUUUGAUAUUCAUUAUCUUGAAUAUUCAUUAUUUUGAAUACCAGUGUUCUAUGUUAUAGGUUAAAUAUCAAAAUUGAAAUAAAGUAGACGCAGAAGAGGAAAAUAGUUGCAUCCCAGAAUGUUGAGGUUUUAUUGUUUCUAGCUUAUUCCAAAGUUAUUUCCCUCAUUUCUGUGAGUUCCAUUAAUUCUGAGAAUAUCUGUAUAUACUACAUCAAGAAUAGAACAUGUUGUGACUUUAAAAUAUGUUUACAGAGGAUAUAUGAGUAUAUACGAGUAUGCUAUUAAUAUAAAUUGUUGACCUUUCUGUAUCCACUCUGUUACUGUUUUGCAACCAAAAUGUGAGAAAUUGUCUUCUCUUCCUCCUACAUAUUGUGAAAGUGUUAACAAAUGUGUCUACUUGUAGUACCGUAUAAUUCACCAAAUCUCUUGUGUACUUUUUAAAAUCAGUAUACAGGAAAACAGUACAUUAGGAAAAGGUUUGCAUAUGUGUACAUGUGUUUUUACUAAAAAUUGGGCACUUGUAACCUGCGUAGGCCUCUACCUGCCUGAUUUCUGUCUAUUGAUAAAAUGCUGCCAUGGGGAUGACACUGUUUACUCCCUCCUGCUCCGUCCUAAGUAGUGUUUGCGAAAUGAGGCCUGUGAAUUUCCCUCUGUGAUAAUAAUGCAGAUCUUGGAUAAAUGAGCUGAUAAUCUUGUCCCCACCCUUGAUUUGUCCGCAAAGUGACUCAGAAGGCUUGUCCACAUUUGCUUCAGUGUUCGCUACUUUAUACUCCAACCUGAGCAUUUUGUUUUCUGUUAGAGGUGUUAUUUGAUGUCAUGUGUGACUCUUUUGGUUGCAUCUUUCCAACUAGGAGUUGGCUGCUGCCACCUAGCAAAUAACAGGUGAUAAUGCCAAAUCUCCUGUCUAUCCUGUAACUAUAUCCUUCAUAAUGAGAUCCUGCAACUGGCUAAGCAAUUAUGUCAUCUGUGCAGACACAUGAGAUUAAAGAUGUCAACAUUGUAGACAUUUUGGUAAAAGGGGAAAACAUAUUCCUGUAAAUACUGAAACCAGUUUCUAUGAACUUUACUGGAAACAAAAACUUUCCUCGGCAACAGAAAUCAAAUAAGCAUAAUUUGCAAAGACUAAUGACAUAAAUGAGGAUGGAGAAGAUGGAAAGAUUCUGUCUCAGAAGUAAUCAAUGGCAUCUGCAGAGGUCAUGAAAGCUACUUUUAACUGUGAACUCUCACCAGCCAAAUGAUUCACUUGCCACAAUCAAAUAACCUCUCUCACGGUAAAUCCAGUGCAUCUGUAAAUAUGUGUAGAUAGACAUAAGAAACAAUCCUGAAAAGUUGCUGUUGGCUGUUAGGUAUAUCAACGUGAUGAUAAUUAUGAAGGACACUUAAAUAACCAUUUGGUGAAAUAACUGUAGAGGCCAGAAUAGUGCAACAAAAUGUUAUUUACAAGUUUGGUGUUUUGUUUUGUUUUUUUAAGAACAUAUAUCUCAAACCUAAUCAUGUGACUAAAGACUGUUGAAUAUGAAAUUAAAGCCAAGCAAUAAAGUGCCAAAAAGAGGCAGUUAUACCAGCAAGUACAUCUAUUCUAGGCACGCCAUUACAUAAUUAUGGUUUGCUCCCUGAAGACUGACUGUAACCCACAGGAUAAAAUAAGCAAAGACAUAAUUCCUGCUUUAUUGCUGUAAAAACUUGUAAGGAGCAGCAUAAAAAGGUACAACAUUAGCAAGCCUUAGUAAAGUAUGGUUAACAUCUUGGUUUUAAUGCUAGCCAAUACAGAAAAGGAGUCACCAAAAGUUUUGUUUAAAACUCAAGACUAUUCCAUCUGGAAACUUUGUUGGAAUGGAGGGGUUAACAUAUGGUGAUUAUUCUUCCUGUACAGUAGCAUGUAGAAAAGCAAUUCAAUUAACUCUGCCUGGAGGAUUACCAGUCUUAGCUAUGAAAAUGGGUUCCCAAGUGUAAAAUAACUAAAACAAGAGUACUUGUACCAAAAGGGCCUCAAAUAAUGCCUUAUAGAAAAUAAUGUUUCAGAUGAGCAUUUCUACAUACUGACUCCUCAUCAAGUAUCUUUAUGAGUUAGAACUCAAAAUUGGCUGUAAAACAGAAGGAAUAAAAAUCACAUAUUGCACACUUCAGAAAAAGAUACUGAUGAUCAACCAGCAUGGUGAUAAUUAUGAUGAGAUUCCCUAGUGGUUUAAGAGUGUUAAGAGAAUUAAAUGGGAUAGAAAUGCUAACUUUUCUUGAUUUUUAACAUGUGGAGAUGUCGUCCACUUAUUUCCAGGGUGAAAAUGAUAGCUUGCUUUUUGUCAUUGCUGCUAGUAUUACUCUUUGUUACUUUAAAAAUUAAAUUGUCAAUUCUUUAAGACUGCUAAGCAAUUAAACCUUUUUUUCUGAUUUGUAUCAUUGUUUUUUUUUAAUAUUUUAUAAAGGCAAUCUAUAGAGCAAACUAUUGAAUGAGUAGAAGGGGAUUGCCCAUGUUUAUUAUUAUCUCAGUGACUUUAGUGUACAUUUCUUAACAUUUAUUUUAGACCACAUCUUUAAUUAAAUUAUGUUUCAUUAAUGUUCUCCAUCAUGUCUUAAACUGAUGGUAAAUCAGGAGAUUGCAGUAUUAUAGUCAUACUUCUCAAUCCCUAGAGGAGAGGAGAGGCUAAUUUUUGUUUUGAAGGUAUCUGAGAUACCUUCUAUUGAGGUUGAAAAAGGUCAAUGUGACCCAAAAACUCAAGUGAGAAAUACAAGUAGCAAGACUAACCUUUUUAAUGUAUUUAUCUCUGUUCUACUAGUGUGUGAACAAUAUAUUAUGCAUAAUAUAGCUGGCCGUGUAUGUCACUACAUUCUGUAAGUGUGUAGAGUCUGUAAGUGGUUGGGUCUUUAUUUUUAUGUGUAGAAAAAUAAUAACAUGCUGUUUCCCAUUUUAAGGUCAGAUUCUGUCAUCAGGUAGGCGCAUGUAUGAAAAUGAAUAAGCCAACGAGUGUGUAUGUAUAUUCAGUAACAAAAUUUGUCCUCUUGUUUUUGAAGGUCAGAAAGGGCUGUUUUUGUUUUUUUUUUAAUCAUCUCUGAGAGUAGAUAACAUAAAUAAUUAUCACAAAGGCUGAAUAUAGUAAUAAGUACACUGGCAUAUUAACUAAUAUGCCAGACCUAAUUAACCACACCAUUAGUCACAGGUAAGGUCUGUUCUUUGACCACCGGGAUGAUUUACAUUCCUCACACAUCCUCUCUGUGUUAAGUGUGACUAGGUUGUACAUACUAUGGGUGUGAUUGUGUACAUACCUUGUAUGAAUUAUUUAAAUCCUCAAAACAAAAAGGCAGGAAGGAGAAACAGUUGUUCAAAAGCCUCAGAAGGGCUAAUUAAUGUGUAUUUCCAUUUUCUACACAUAAAAAUGUAUACAUAUCAUAAGUGUAAAUAGCUAGCCCAUAUAUAUAUUUAUGCACAUAGAUGCACAAAUAUAUAUAUAUAUGCACACAAAUGCAUUUUAUUCAUGCAGGUAUAUUCAUAUAUAUCAAAUUAAAGCUAGUUCAAAACUAUCUUUCAUUGACUUUUCUGUUUUAAAUAUAUUAAUAUUGGAUCUGAUGCUCCCCUAUUGAGUGUUACUCCCUCCCUAGUAGCAGAUGUAGUAGUGCUUAGGAAAGCCGAGCUCCAUUGUGCCAUGGAAAUUUUUGGAAGCACAGACUGGUACCCAAGCAGGUUUAAUGCUGUUCUUUAAGCACCUAUUUUUUUUUAACCUGGAAGUGGUAAACACUGGGGACUGCAAUUUAUGUUUUAUAAACUCCAUUUGUGCAUGUAUUAAUGUAUUUAUUUGCACAGACUGGUAAAACCCUGCAGUUAUUUAGAGAGAUAUCCCUAGAUUUCAAAAGGGUAUAAUCACAAAGUGGAAAAUGAAUGCAAACAUUCUUCUUUUGAGAGCAACAAAACAAUGUUUACCAACACCAAAGAGAAGUCAAGCAGAACAUUUAUUAAAAAAUUUACAGACUAAAAAAAAAAUAUUAUAGACUAUAUUGGUAGAGUAAUUGGACAUGAGCACUUGGGGGUUCAUUAUGAUAAACUCAAAUAAGAAAUUACUAUUAUUGAUAGCAGGUAAUGCUGCCUGAUCUCUAAAAUAUGAUUAGAUUUAUUAAUCAGCGAAUGUCAGUGCAGCACAAAUUUUGUUAACGUUUCACAAUUCCAAUUAGUGAAUUGCCAUUUGAGUUUUUCUUCUUAUUCUAAAAGUAAAUACUAUAGUAGAGAGUAAAACAGAUCUGGUUCUUAAAUUUAGUCUGAUUUGACCCUUAUUCCACAACAGCAAAAAUUAUGUUGACUGGUUAAAAGGUUGAAGAUUUGAAUAGAAAUACCAGAUUUGCCCAUUAAUAGAGAAUUCUGUUUGGUAAAAUGCAAAUAUAACUACUCCCCAGUAGAAAGAGUACCAUUUAAUACAUAUUCAUGUUUUAGAGAAUGAAUGUACAUCUUAAUAGCUUAGAUAAAAAUAAAAGUUUGGCCAACCAUAAGUACACUACAACUACAACGAUAGUUGGCAGGGUUUUUUGACUACUAAAAACAUAUUUGUUUAUAUGAGCAGAAUACCUGAAAUCUUGUGUGUUUAUCAGUAUUUACUGUUACUUGAAAGAUAAACUUAUGUAAUUAUUUUGGGAAAUGUUUAUUAAGUAUCACCCUGAAAAAAAUUAUGGCUGUCAAUGUGAGAAUCAUUAUGUGUGUAAAUAUUCAGCUGAGAGAGACCAAAAGUGUAGUGUAAUGUUAAAUCAUUGAAGAAGUAAUAAUAUUCAAGAUGAAAUUCAACUUAUGAAUGUAGUAGCAAUAUUAGUACUUAAAGUUAUGUCUUUUAUGAUACCUAUAUUCAAAGGUCAUAAAAUGGUUUAUUUAAGAAUGUUUCUAAUCCCCAGUAGGAAUUUACCUACUAAUAAAUAUUUCUAUAAAAAAGAAGGAAUGUUAUGAUUUAUCUAAGGAUAGAUCAAGAUUUUAGAAUUAUAUAUUCUAGCACCUUCAUUUAGAUUUGAUUAUGAAUGGAUGUUUAAGAUACUGAAAUUCAACUGAUGACUUAGUUUUACCCUAAAAAAU